Messenger RNA from Amphimedon queenslandica, 1168 nucleotides. Its product is annotated as kinesin-related protein 12-like. The transcript has 17 exons. The coding region runs from base 60 to 1043 and encodes 327 amino acids. NCBI's taxonomy places the organism in Eukaryota, Metazoa, Porifera, Demospongiae, Haplosclerida, Niphatidae. The record is from RefSeq and is a predicted model, not a curated record.
GUAGCAAGUCCACCCUGAAGCCUAAAUCAUGCGGAAGAGUAUUGACUAGUGUUGAAUUCAUGACAUGUAUAGAGGAAAAAGAAAGAAUGAAGCAGGAAGCCUUGAAGGAGAAGGAGCGUAAAAGAAUUGCUAGACUUGAGAACCAGAAGGAAGCUAAUAGAGUAAAAGAGUUGAAGAGAAGUGCAAAUUUUACUAUGAGUGAGCACAGGCAAUUCUCUAAGAGGUUUGAAAAUGGGUAUGACAUUCCGGAUGAGAGGUAUGAGUUAUGGAUUCAGUUAUAUCGUCCUAAUAUGACAUCUCAAGAUUCAAAUGCUGAAGAUGAAGACCAAGAUUCCUUGAGUAAUGACACUGAUGAAGGAGAAGAGCUUUCAAUGAGUGCUGCAAACAGUAUAGAGACACAGACACAUACUGUCACAGCUAAUAACAGAGCAAAAAGAGUUGCACCUAUCAAGGGAACCGCUGCUACUAAAGUUGAUGCCUCUGUUACUUCUAAUGCUAAGAAGGCUGUGAGGUCUAAAGAGACAGCAAUUGCUGUACCUACUACUAGGAGUGUUAGAUAUAAAGAGAGAGUUUUACUUACUGAAGAAAGUGUUAGAGCUAAAGAGACAGUUGAACCCACUACAGAUAUUAGUACUGCAGCCAAAGAGAGCAAUAGAACUAAAGGAACAGAGAGAGUUAUACGUACUGCUAAGGGGAGUAAGGGAAGUGUUAGAACUAAAGAAACAACUGUAAGUCCUGCUAAUGCAACUACUGCUAAGAAAAGUGCUAAAGAAUCAGCUGAUUAUCCUACUGCAAAGAAGAGUGUUCGAAGUGCACAUAGAGUUGAUACAAGAAGGAGUGUCAGAACUAAACGUAAAAUGGAAAGAGUUGGACAAUGUACAGUGAAUAAUGGUAUUGCUAAAGAUGCAGUCCCUCCUACUACUUAUGCUACCAAAAGGAAUGUUAAAUCUAAAGUCAAGUCUGAUUGUUCCCUAAAGCAAUGUUCACAUCCUGAUGAGUCUAAUUGGGUCUUUUGUUGCAGCUGCAACCAGUGGUAUCACUGAUAUUGUUAUAAAAUUUCAUUUCAAAAGGCGAAAUUAAAAAACUUUAAAUUUACAUGUAACAACUGUAAAUAAUAACUAAUUUUAAUAAUAAUCAAUAAUGUUAGGCGUGUCCGUUUAUUGUAGAA